Messenger RNA from Coregonus sp. 'balchen', 3205 nucleotides. NCBI's taxonomy places the organism in Eukaryota, Metazoa, Chordata, Actinopteri, Salmoniformes, Salmonidae. The record is from the annotation of a GenBank genome assembly.
AUGGGAGCGCGUAGAUUUGUCACGCUUUAUGCGUGUGCGCACGUAUGUUUAUUCGUUUGCAUACUUCAAACUGUCCAAUCUCAGCGGAAUCCACCAGAGACAAGGACACGAAAUAACCAAGCCGCAGGUACAUUACAGCAGACAAUACAAUGGGCGCACAACGGUAAAGUUUUUAGCCUUCUGAGUCACGGCUCGGAAUAUCGACCACCAAAGCAAAAAGGCGCGGAUAAAGAGCAAACCCGACCUGUCACCAUCAUUAGCGACGGGGAAGCCAACAAACCCUCUGAUUCCUCGAGACCGCUUCCCUCAUCUAUCCACACAGUGUCCCGCGCAGGAGCGCGCCCAGGCUGGCUACUACCUCGAGUUCCAAGGCCCCCUAGGGGACAGGGGCACCAGCAGCAGGAUGCCCAUCCAAGUGGCCAUGCAGAAACGAAGGCGAAUGACACGACGAAUGGGACGACGAAUGGGACACAGGACAAACCGUCCCCAUCGCCGAGAAGAGAAGACGUGAUGGCAGGGGAUGAUCCUUACAACCCAUACAAGACCUCAGAUUCAGAUAAUCCUUACUACAAUUACUAUGACGUGUAUGAGAGUCCCAGACGCAGAGAGAGACCUGGAUAUGGCACAAGGUACCAUCAGAACGGUAAGAAUGGUUGAAUGGGUUAGAAUUCGAGAUGCAUUUGAUGCAGAAUUAUUUUCCCAGUACAUGUAGCUUUAAAAAUAUAAGUUCUGUGUUAUUGUUUUGUUUUUCUUCAUAUAACAAUAAUUUGUGAUUAAGACAAAUACAUAUCCUCUAGGUCUGCCUGAUCUUGUGCCAGACGCAUACUACAUUCAAGCCUCUGCAUAUGUCCAGAGAGUUCCUAUGUACAACCUCCGAUGUGCAAAUGAAGAGAACUGCUUGUCAAGGUACUAUUGGAACAAACACUACGGGAUUUAAAUAGAAGCUUAUUGUCCAACAACUUAAUUGUGUGAGUCAGAUUGUCUGAGUUGUAACUCUUGAGUGUUUGUGGUUUAGGGUUGCCCUAGAGCAGCACACACAUGCAUUUUGUGGAUAAAUAGAAUCCUGCCACCAGUUGUAAGGGUCGACUGGUAUAAUUCAACAAACCGUUUAAACUCUCCUCCGUUUACAUGGAGAAAUCAUCACUAGUCAGACUGGUAAACUCAUUAUCAAAACUAACCCAAACAACCAUAUCCUUCUCGAAAGGAAUCACUCCUCGCUGUACCAAACCUUUCCCAGAAAUUUAAGACCAUACGCUUUAUUGAAAAGAAGGUAUUUGGCUUAUAAAUGCACUCGAUUCAAUUCUGUGUCCAAAGUGUAUUCAGUUUGUGAUGUUGUUUUGGUGGGGCAGUUCAGCAUACAGAGCGAGAGACUAUGACACCCGCAUGCUGCUGAGGUUCCCACAACGUGUGAAGAACCAGGGGACGGCUGACUUCCUGCCAAGCAGACCGCGCUACUCCUGGGAAUGGCACAGUUGUCACCAGUGAGUCUCUCCCAAUGUCUGUCUGUCUAUAUGCCUUUCCACCUCUCUCCAGAACUGUGUGUUUCUCUGUCUCCGUCUGCCAGUUACACAAACACUGUAUUUUUUGUGCUGUUCUUUCUUUUUCCUUCUAUCUCUUACAGAGUGGAUUAAUGUCCUUCUAUUGAUCAUUAACAUACUGGUCUCAUCAGACUGAUUUGUCUGGCAAAUAUAGCAAUGCAUCAAUUUAUGGCAAUCUAUUUGACUCCAAUUUCCACUUCAAAAUAUUUGACUCCAAAACAUUACUUGUACUGCACAUGAGGAAUGUGAUUCUGGAUGUGUAGCCAGAACCUUCAGAGAGAGACGUCUAUAACCUUGUCUUAAUGAAUACAUUCAAAAGAUGCCAGUUCUCUUCAUUCCAUAGAAGUCUGCAUUUCACAUUACCUCAGCCCAUAGCUAUGCUCUGAAGGAAGUCACAUAAUGUACUAACAUCAAGUAUGGGGUACGUUUGGCAGAGUUCCAAUGAACAUAUUGACUUACAUCCUGUAGGUUUUUGUACAACUGAUUUGUAAGUCUCAGUCUCAUUGACUGGAUCUAGACCUGAAACCAUAAAAAAAUGCAUUCCUCAGCAUUGGAACAAACAUUUUUCAUUUUUCUACAGCAAAUGUUUGAUUGAAUGCCAGCCAAAGUGAUGACAAAGUUAUUGAAUCAGUUAUUUUACACUGAUCAACCUCCAUUGUCCUGCUUCUCUCCAGGCAUUACCACAGCAUGGAUGAGUUCAGCCACUAUGACCUGCUGGAUUCCGGUGGGAGGAGUGUGGCUGAGGGACACAAGGCCAGCUUCUGCCUGGAGGACAGCUCCUGUGACUAUGGCUACUACAGACGCUUUGCUUGCACCUCACACACCCAGGUUACCAACACAGCCCUUGUUGCUUUAUGUCAUGUUGACCAAUCCGACCCCAGGAAGACUAGCUGUCACCAUUGGCGUCGGCUAAUGGGGAUCCUAAUAAAAAAAAAAAUCAUAAAUGUCCAACCAUGGAUGAUUUUCCUGCUUUAUCUCAUCUCUCAACUAAUAAUUGCAUGUCUAGAUUGUAUGACUAGUUGUUUAGUACCAGGGUAUGACGUCCAGCAAAACACAUACAUGCAGUUAAAAACUCUGCAGGGUUGGGGUCAAUUCCAGUCAAUUCAGAAAGUAAACCAAAUUCCAAUUCCACAUGUUCCUCAUUUAAAAGCAUUGAACAUAAUUGGAAUUGGAAUUUCAGUGUACUUCCUGAAAAUGACUGGAAUUGAAAUGGAAUUGACCCCAACCCUGAUACUCUGUAAUGGCAUGUGAGUGCUUCUUACUGUUGUCUAAUCAGAGGUUUCAUGUUGCUCCUUUGGUUAUAGGGCUUGAGUCCAGGAUGUUAUGAUACCUAUAACGCAGACAUUGACUGCCAGUGGAUUGAUAUUACAGAUGUGAAACCUGGGAACUAUGUCCUGAAGGUUUGUCACAAAAACAGAUGACAUUAUUGGCACUUUGUAGCUGAACACUGUGUCCCAUAUUCCCAUACCACCUCUGAGAAGAAUUUCAAUUGUUUUUAUGAAACGCUAUGAAACAUUUGUACUUUCACCCCUUUUGCUCUUUUUGUGCUUUAGAUCAGUGUGAACCCCAGCUAUCAGGUUCCAGAGUCUGACUACAGCAACAACAUUGUGCGCUGUGAGGUUCGCUACACUGGCAACUACGCUUAUGUGUCAGGAUGUCACGUCUCA